Molecule: messenger RNA, 1131 nt
Organism: Miscanthus lutarioriparius
Lineage: Eukaryota; Viridiplantae; Streptophyta; Magnoliopsida; Poales; Poaceae
Source: the annotation of a GenBank genome assembly
AUGCAGGCGGCGUCGGGCCAGCAGCAGCUGCUGCCGCUCUCGGCGGCGGUGUCUUCGGAGCUCGCGCGGCUGAAGGCGGAGGUCAGGCAGGACGCGGACCCACUGGCUCGCUCCCGUCUCGCGGGGCUCGGCGACGCCGCCGCGUCGCGGGUGCUCGCGAAGAUCUGGGAGAAUCGGCUCAGGGUGAAGAGGCUGUCUGCCUACAUCAUGCGGAUGGUGGAGAUGGAGGUGACGACGGAGCGCAACGCCCGGGGGACCCCCGCCGCCGAGAGCUCCGUCCCCUUACGCCGCGCCAUCCAACCACAAGGUCUCGCUGCAGGAUUUGUCUGCUGCUCUUGGUUUUGCUGCUGUCGCUACAACAAGGAAGGGAAACGAGGCCGCCGCGUCGACAUGGGAGUCCUCUUCUCGUGCCCCGCCGACGACUACGACCCGGUGGACCUGCAGGAGGAAGCGCCGGCGCCGGCGACGUCCUCCACCGUGGGCGCAGGGGAGCCAGCGCCGGCCAUCCUCAGGGCGAGGAGCUCGUCGGCGCCGGGGAGGAGCGGGUCCGCCUCCACCGCCCGCUCUGCGAAGCGCUUGCAGCCGACGAGGUCGCGCGCCGCGAGGAGCUUCUCGGCGAUCUCCAGCCCGCCUAGCCGCGCCGGCCAUGGACCCGCCUCACCGAGCCGGUCCGCCUCGCCCCGCUGGCCGCUCCCCGCCGUGUUCCCGCCUGGCCGCGCCGGCCGCGCCCCGUCGCGGUCCCGCCUGGCCCCGUCGUCGUCCACGGCGCCGGAGAUUUGGGUCGAGGAGAGAGACGACGCAGAUUUGCGUUCUCCAUCACCUCCCACCCAAAAUGCGUUCGCCUUUUGCGUCGUCCGUUGGACCGAUUCCGUACCGGAUCCACUGUACUGCAGUGAUGUUCCGAUGGAGGAUCAGAGCCCCAAUGCCGAAAUACAUUCUAUUACAAGGGGUUUUCAAGAAAUGGUUGGUCCAUCAGGAAGGGUUGGGAUGGCAACACCAACUUCUGUUGCUGCUGGGAAUUCUUUGAGAGCAACAGCAAGCCCUCAGAUGUUAGCACUGGGGGAGAUGGAAGAGUUUGAUCGAAUUUUCCUGAUACUUGUGUACCUUGCAGACAGAGAAGGAGUUCUAUGA